This is a messenger RNA of Glycine soja, 1516 nucleotides long. Its product is annotated as protein FMP32, mitochondrial-like. Bases 228 to 1037 code for a protein of 269 amino acids. The transcript is spliced from 8 exons. Gene Ontology annotation, cellular component: mitochondrion. NCBI's taxonomy places the organism in Eukaryota, Viridiplantae, Streptophyta, Magnoliopsida, Fabales, Fabaceae. The record is from RefSeq and is a predicted model, not a curated record.
UUGCUUGCACCGUCUCUUUUCUUUCCCCUUUGUUAGGAACAACACCACGCCACCACCUUUGUUUACGAACUCGUCAGACUUGAUGACUCAUCACAACGUCACCACCACCGCCUAACGACGUAGAGCACCUUCUCUCUCCUCCAAUUGGCCAUUGCUUAAGUUGACUUGCUGCGAAGGUUGCUUUGAUCAUUCGAAGCGCCUGAGGGUUUUGUUCUUGGAAUCCGAAAAUGGCCGCAGUUCGGAGGCGGGUGUGGCAGUUAUCUUCAAUUCCAGGUUUCGGGGCUUCGAAAUUGGAAGUGUCGUCGUCGUUCCAAAGAGCAAUUCUCGAUCCAUUUCCUGUUUCGGGGACCAGACACUUUUCCCAAGUGGUGAAAUCCAACGGCAAACACUCGUUCCAAAGAGCAAUUCUUGAUUCAUUUCCUGUUUCGGGGACCAGACACUUUUCCCAAGUGGUGAAAUCCAACGGCAAACACCUGUUCCUCGUUGACACCUUGGCCCUUGUUAGGAGACUGGAAGGCGAAGGAGUGCCCUCAAAGCAAGCCGAGGCGAUAACCGCUGCCAUAACUGAGGUUUUGAAUGACAGUCUCGAAAAUGUGUCUCAGUCGUUGGUAUCAAAUGGUGAGAUGCAGAAAAUUGAAAUGAUGCAAGAAUCCAACCUGUCUAAGUUUAAAGCGGAGGUGCAGAGCUCACAGGGACACCAUUUUUCUCUCUUACAACAUGAGACUGAGAAGCUUAGGAAUGAUAUAGAGAAGAUGCGUAGUGAGCUGAGGCAUGAGAUAGAUAAAGUCACUGCUGGGCAGCGAUUAGAUUUGAACCUUGAAAGGGGGAGAAUAAGGGAGGAAUUGUCUAAUCAGAAUGCUGAAACUAACAACCUGACAAACAAACUUGAUAGAGUAAGCAAUUAUGGAUCUGUCUGGGAGAUCCAUUCUUUAAGAGCACAACUGGAAGCAGCCAAAUAUGAUGUCAUAAAAUACUGCAUAGGAACACUUGUUUCGAUCUCUGCUGUUGGUCUUGCUGUUUUACGCAUAUUGAUGUAAAUGGACUGUAUUCCAAUUAACAUCCACAAAGAGGAGGUGGAAAAGAAUAAGGGUAACUCCGUAGCUGCAUUGAAGAUUUAUCUUCUGUCAGAGAAACAAGUGCAACUUUUUAUUUUGGUCCAUACCAGUGGAGCUGAAAGGAACUAGCUCCAAUCAGGCAUGAAUUGGGCCUAUUUUUUAAGCCCCAUUCUAUAUUCUUUUGUUAAUUUAUUUGCCAUGCCCUUUGGGAUAUUUGUGCAAUUUGUGCGUGGCUGUAUGGUAUGAAUACAAUACAAGCACCUUGGAUUAUAAUGCCUCGACCCUUCUACCAAAGUGGAAGGAUCAAAAUGCUUAUUGGCUCCAAGUCUAUGCGAAUUAGGUUCCUUUAUUCGCUUCAAAUUCACGAUGUUGUACAAUCGAUUUAUAGGCAUAGUAAUACAUAAUAUUAUAACCAAUGAAGAAUAAAGAGAAUAUAUUCUCAUAUAUUGGUUAAUUGCUCA